Molecule: messenger RNA, 320 nt
Organism: Ilex paraguariensis (yerba mate)
Lineage: Eukaryota; Viridiplantae; Streptophyta; Magnoliopsida; Aquifoliales; Aquifoliaceae
Source: the annotation of a GenBank genome assembly
AUGCAACUUACUUAACAAAUGGAUAUUUGAAAACUGUCAUAGAUUGGAUAUCUAGUAUGAAAGGUAUACGCUUGAAGGAUUUUCCAAGUUUCAUAAGAACAACAGACCCAAAUGAUUUUAUUUUGAAAUUUAUUCUAAGUGAAAUUGAAAAGGCUAAAAAGGUCUCUGCGAUAAUUUUGAACUCAUUCGAUGAACUGGAGUACGAUUUUAUUGAUGCUCUUUCAUCUAUUCUUCCUCCAAUUUAUUCGGUCGGACCAUUGCAUAUUCUCCAAAAUCAUAUCCAAGAUAAUGAUUUGAAGUUUCUUGGUUUAAAUCUUUAG